Osmerus eperlanus (European smelt) is the source of this 11975-nucleotide messenger RNA. It is a transcript of the gene trrap, whose product is annotated as transformation/transcription domain-associated protein. Gene Ontology annotation, molecular function: protein binding. Gene Ontology annotation, cellular component: SAGA complex; NuA4 histone acetyltransferase complex; nucleus. The record is from RefSeq and is a predicted model, not a curated record. Gene Ontology annotation, biological process: regulation of DNA-templated transcription; DNA repair. NCBI's taxonomy places the organism in Eukaryota, Metazoa, Chordata, Actinopteri, Osmeriformes, Osmeridae.
CGGCUUGAUACGUCGUUUGAUCUGAGAAGCAGACCAGCUCAAGCGGAAGCCACCAAGUGUAGUGUUUCCGGUCAAUCGUUGGGAGUUGCUCACAUGAGUUCUCAGUGAUCCUAGAGCAGACAUUUGUCUGCCCCCCAGCCCAAGCUCCACAUGGCUCUCCCCGCCGGCACCAUGGCCUUCGUGCCAGCCCCCAGCCCCACAGUGGUGGACCAGACCACCCUCAUGAAGAAGUACUUGCAGUUUGUAGCUGCCCUCACGGACAACAACACCCCUGAUGAGACCAAGCUCAAAAUGAUGCAGGAGGUCAGCGAGAACUUUGAGAAUGUGACAUCAUCUCCUCAGUACUCCACCUUCCUAGAACACAUCAUUCCUCGCUUCUUGACAUUUCUCCAGGAUGGAGAGGUUCAGUUCCUGCAGGAGAAACCCACACAGCAACUGAGGAAGUUGGUCCUGGAGAUCAUACACCGUAUCCCCACCAACGAACACCUGCGGCCGCACACCAAGAACAUCCUGUCUGUCAUGUUCCGCUUCUUGGAGAUCGAGAGCGAGGAGAACGUGCUGAUCUGCCUGCGCAUCAUCAUCGAGCUGCACAAGCAGUUCAGGCCCCAGAUCUCCCAGGAGAUUCACCACUUCCUGGACUUUGUGAAGCAGAUCUACAAAGAGCUGCCCAAAGUGGUGGCACGUUACUUUGAGAACCCGCAGGUGAUAGCGGAGAACACGGUUCCCUCCCCAGAGAUGGUGGGCAUGAUCACCUCUGUCCUGGUCAAGACGGCCCCCGAGAGAGAGGACAGCGAGACACGCACGCACACCAUCAUUCCCAGGGGUUCUCUGUCGCUCAAGGUGCUAGCGGAGCUUCCCAUCAUAGUGGUGCUCAUGUACCAGCUCUACAAGCUGAACAUCCACAAUGUGGUGUCAGAGUUUGUCCCUCUCAUCAUGAACACCAUAAUGCUGCAGGUGUCCCCACAAGCAAGGCAACACAAGCUGUACAACAAGGAGCUCUAUGCCGACUUCAUCGCCGCUCAGAUUAAGACCCUGUCCUUUCUGGCCUACAUCAUCCGCAUUUACCAGGAUCUGGUAGGGAAGUACUCCCAGCAGAUGGUGAAGGGCAUGCUGCAGUUGCUGUCUAACUGCCCGUCCGAGACGGCUCACCUGCGCAAAGAACUCCUCAUCGCCGCCAAACACAUCCUCACCACUGACCUGCGCAGCCAGUUCAUCCCGUGCAUGGAUAAACUUUUUGACGAGUCUAUACUAAUCGGCUCUGGCUACACUGCCCGGGAGACACUGAGACCUCUGGCCUACAGCACCCUGGCUGACCUGGUGCACCACGUGCGUCAGAACCUGCCCCUGACGGACCUGUCCCUGGCCGUGCAGCUGUUCGCCAAGAACAUCGACGACGAGUCGCUGCCCAGCAGCAUCCAGACCAUGUCCUGCAAGCUGCUGCUCAACCUGGUGGACUGCAUCCGCUCCAAGAGCGAGCAGGAGAACGGCAACGGGCGGGACAUCCUGAUGAGGAUGCUGGAGGUGUUUGUCCUGAAGUUCCACACCAUCGCCCGCUACCAGCUCGUCACCAUCUUCAAGAAGUGCAAGCCCCAGUCAGAGAUGGGCGUGGUGGACCCGGUGGCAUUGCCUGGCGUCCCGGCCACGCCCACCCCGACCCCCGUCCCCGCCCUGCCCCCCCCGGUCCCCCCCACGCCCGUCACCCCUGCUCCUCCCCCCACCGCUGCCCUCGACCGGGCCGGGGAGAAGGAGGACAAGCAGACCUUCCUGGUGUCUGACUGCCGCAGCCUGGUCAAGACCCUGGUCUGUGGGGUGAAGACCAUCACCUGGGGGAUCACCUCCUGCAAGGCUCCUGGAGAGGCCCAGUUCAUUCCCAACAAGCAGCUGCAACCUAAAGAGACUCAGAUCUACAUCAAGCUGGUGAAGUAUGCCAUGCAAGCCCUGGACAUCUACCAGGUACAGGUUGCCAACAACCAGCAGACGUACAUCAGAGUGGCCAACUGUCAGACUGUGAGGAUGAAGGAGGAGAAGGAGGUGCUGGAGCACUUUGCUGGAGUCUUCACCAUGAUGAACCCCCUCACCUUCAAGGAGAUCUUCCAGACCACUGUCCCCUACAUGGUGGAGAGGAUCUCCAAGAACUAUGCUUUGCAGAUUGUAGCCAACUCGUUCCUGGCCAACUUGUCGACGUCGGCCCUGUUUGCCACCAUCCUGGUGGAGUAUCUCCUGGAGAGGCUUCCGGAGAUGGGCUCCAACGUGGAGCUCUCCAACCUCUACCUCAAACUCUUCAAGCUCGUCUUCGGCUCCGUCUCCCUGUUUGCGGCCGAAAACGAACAGAUGCUCAAGCCCCACCUCCACAAGAUAGUCAACAGCUCGAUGGAACUGGCUCAAUCAGCCAAGGAGCCUUACAACUACUUCCUGCUUCUCCGGGCUCUCUUCCGUUCGAUUGGUGGUGGCAGCCAUGACCUGCUGUACCAGGAGUUCCUGCCCCUCCUGCCCAACCUGCUGCAAGGCCUGAACAUGCUCCAGAGCGGCCUUCACAAGCAGCACAUGAAGGACCUGUUUGUGGAGCUGUGUCUGACGGUGCCCGUGCGCCUCAGCUCCCUGCUGCCCUACCUGCCCAUGCUGAUGGACCCGCUGGUGUCCGCCCUGAACGGCUCCCAGACCCUGGUCAGCCAGGGCCUCCGGACGCUGGAGCUGUGUGUGGAUAACCUGCAGCCCGACUUCCUCUACGACCACAUUCAGCCAGUCAGGGCCGAGCUCAUGCAGGCCCUGUGGCGGACCCUGCGUAACCCGGCGGAGACCAUCUCCCACGUGGCGUACCGCGUCCUGGGGAAGUUCGGGGGCAGUAACAGGAAGAUUUUCACUGACAAGUGGAUCCCCAGUGUGAUCAUCUCGCACCGCUACAAGGCCCAGGACACGCCGGCCAGGAGGACGUUUGAGCAGGCGCUGACUGGGGCCUUCAUGUCGGCCGUCAUCAAGGACCUGCGGCCCAGCGCGCUGCUCGUGGCCAGCCUCAUCCGCCACUACACCAUGGUGGCCGUGGCCCAGCAGUGUGGUCCGUUCCUGUUGCCGUGCUACCAGCUGGGCAGCCAACCAAGCACUGCCAUGUUCCACAGCGAGGAAAACGGCUCCAAGGGCAUGGACCCACUGGUCCUGAUCGACGCCAUCGCUAUCUGCAUGGCCUACGAGGAGAAGGAGCUGUGCAAGAUCGGAGAGGUGGCCCUGGCGGUCAUCUUCGACGUGGCCAGCAUCAUCCUGGGCUCCAAGGAGAGGGCCUGCCAGCUCCCUCUCUUCUCCUACAUCGUGGAGCGCCUGUGCGCGUGCUGCUACGAGCAGGCGUGGUACGCCAAGCUGGGGGGCGUGGUCUCCAUCAAGUUCCUCAUGGAGCGCCUGCCGCUCAUCUGGGUGCUGCAGAACCAGCUGACCUUCCUCAAGGCCCUUCUUUUCGUCAUGAUGGACCUCACAGGAGAGGUGUCCAACGGAGCGGUCGCCAUGGCGAAAACCACGCUGGAGCAGCUGCUGGUGCGCUGCGCCACGCCCCUGAAGGAGGAGGAGCGCAGCGAGGAGCUGCUGGCCGCCCAGGACAAGUCCUUCCACAUGGUGACCCACGACCUGGUGCGCGAGGUCACCUCCCCCAACUCCACCGUCCGCAAGCAGGCCAUGCACUCCCUGCAGGUGCUGGCCCAGGUCACCGGGAAGAGCGUCACCAUCAUCAUGGAGCCCCACAAGGAGGUGUUACAAGACAUGGUGCCCCCCAAGAAGCACCUGCUGCGCCACCAGCCGGCCAACGCCCAGAUCGGCCUGAUGGAGGGCAACACCUUCUGCACCACGCUGCAGCCUCGCCUCUUCACCAUGGACCUCAGCGUCAUGGAGCACAAGGUCUUCUACACGGAGCUGCUGAACCUGUGUGAGGCAGAGGACGCUGCUCUGAUGAAGCUGCCCUGCUACAAGAGCCUGCCCUCCCUGGUGCCCCUGCGCAUCGCUGCCCUCAAUGCCCUGGCAGCCUGUAACUACCUUCCCCAGUCGAGGGAGAAGAUCAUUGCUGCUCUGUUCAAAGCCCUCAACUCCACCAACAGUGAACUGCAGGAGGCCGGGGAGGCAUGCAUGAGGAAGUUCCUGGAAGGGGCCACCAUCGAGGUGGACCAGAUCCACACCCACAUGCGCCCCCUGCUGAUGAUGCUGGGCGACUACCGCAGCCUGACGCUCAACGUGGUCAACAGGCUCACCUCUGUCACGCGCCUCUUCCCCAACUCCUUCAACGACAAGUUCUGUGACCAGAUGAUGCAACACCUGAGGAAGUGGAUGGAGGUUGUAGUGAUAACCCACAAAGGAGGCCAGCGUAGCGAUGGCAGUCCUGCAUUGGAGGGCGUGGAGGAGAUGAAGAUAUGUUCAGCCAUCAUCAACCUGUUCCACCUGAUCCCGGCCGCCCCUCAGACCCUGGUCAAACCCCUGCUGGAAGUGGUCAUGAAGACAGAGAGGGCCAUGCUCAUAGAGGCCGGCAGUCCGUUCCGGGAGCCCCUGAUCAAGUUCCUGACCCGCCACCCCUCCCAGACCGUGGAGCUGUUCAUGAUGGAGGCCACGCUCAACGACCCCCAGUGGAGCCGCAUGUUCAUGAGCUUCCUGAAGCACAAGGACGCCAAGCCCCUGAGGGACGUGCUGGCCUCCAACCCCAGCCGCUUCGUCCCCCUGCUGGUGCCCACCAGUACUGCAGCCACCGUGCGGCCCGGCUCCCCCUCCACCUCCACCGCCAGGCUGGACCUGCAGUUCCAGGCCAUCAAGAUCAUCAGUAUCAUCGUGAAGAACGAGGAGGGCUGGCUGGCCGGGCAGCACUCUCUGGUCAGCCAGCUGAGGAGGGUGUGGGUGAGCGAGGCCUUCCAAGAACGCCACCGCAAGGACAACAUGGCCGCCACCAACUGGAAGGAGCCCAAGCUGCUGGCCUUCUGCCUGCUCAGCUACUGCAAGCGUAACUACUCUGAGAUCGAGCUGCUGUUCCAGCUCCUGAGGGCGUUCACCGGCCGCUUCCUCUGCAACAUGACCUUCCUGAAGGACUACAUGGAGGAGGAGAUCCCCAAGAACUACAGCAUCGCCCACAAACGAGCCCUCUUCUUCCGCUUCGUGGAGUUCAACGACCCGCACUUCAACGACGAGCUCAAGGCCAAGGUGUUGCAGCACAUCCUGAACCCAGCCUUCCUCUACAGCUUUGAGAAGGGGGAGGGGGAGCAGCUCCUGGGCCCCCCCAACCCUGAGGGGGACAACCCCGAGAGCAUCACCAGCGUCUUCAUCACCAAGGUGCUGGACCCGGAGAAGCAGGCUGACCUGCUGGACUCCCUGCGCAUCUACCUGCUCCAGUUCUCCACCCUGCUGGUGGAGCACGCUCCCCACCACAUCCACGACAACAACAAGUCCCGCAACAGCAAGCUGCGGCGCCUCAUGACCUUUGCCUGGCCCUGCCUGCUGCCCAAGGCCUGCGUGGACCCCGCCUGCAAGUACAGCGGGCACCUCCUCCUCGCGCACAUCAUCGCAAAGUUCGCCAUCCACAAGAAGAUCGUCCUGCAGGUCUUCCACAGCCUGCUGAAGGCCCACACCAUGGAGGCACGGGCCAUCGUGCGGCAGGCCAUGGCCAUCCUGACGCCGGCCGUUCCCGCCCGCAUGGAGGACGGCCACCAGAUGCUGACCCACUGGACCCGCAAGAUUAUCGUGGAGGAGGGCCACACCGUGCCCCAGCUGGUGCACAUACUGCACCUCAUAGUGCAGCACUUCAGGGUGUACUACCCAGUCAGGCACCACCUGGUGCAGCACAUGAUCAGCGCCAUGCAGCGCCUGGGCUUCACGCCCAGCGUGACCAUCGAGCAGAGGAAGCUGGCCGUGGACCUGGCCGAGGUCGUCAUCAAGUGGGAGCUGCAGAGGAUCAAGGACCAGCAGCCUGAGUCUGAAUCUGACCCGGCCCCCUCUGGAGAGGGCUCCUGCCCGGCGACAGGAGCCGGGGUGAAGAGGGGCCUCUCCAUGGACGCUGCCUCCUCCUCCUCUUCCUCCUCCUCGUCCGCCUCCUCCUCCUCCGCCGCCGCCACUCCCGGGCCGGACGCCAAGAGGUUCCGCACCGCCGCCGGCGCCGUGUCCACGGUGUUUGGCCGUAGUCAGUCCAUGCCAGGCACGGAGACCCUGCUCACCAAGCCGGUAGAGAAACAACACACUGACACCGUGGUCAACUUCCUCAUCAGGAUCGCCUGCCAGGUGAAUGACAGCACCAGCGUGGCCGGCUCCCCAGGAGAGCUGUUGUCACGGCGCUGCGUGAGCCUGAUGAAGACUGCUCUCAGACCCGACAUGUGGCCCAGGGCGGAGCUCAAACUGCAGUGGUUCGACAAGCUGCUCAUGACCGUGGAGCAGCCAGCCCAGGCCAACUUCUCCAACAUCUGCACAGGCCUGGAGAUCCUCUGCUUCCUGCUGACGGUGCUCCAGUCCCCGGCCAUCCUGGCCCACUUCAAGCCCCUGCAGAGGGGCAUCGCCGCCUGCAUGACCUGCAGCAACACCAAGGUCCUCCGGGCCGUCCACUCCCUGCUGUCCAGGCUCAUGAGCAUCUUCCCCACUGAGCCCAGUACUUCCACCGUGGCGUCUAAGUACGAGGAGCUGGAGUGCCUGUAUGCUGCCGUGGGAAAGGUCAUCUACGAGGGCCUCACCAACUACGAGAAGACCACCAGUAGUGCUAACCCUACCCAGCUGUUUGGAACUCUGAUGAUCCUGAAAUCUGCCUGCAGCUAUAACUCCAGCUACAUCGACCGGCUCAUAUCCGUGUUCAUGCGCUCGCUCCAGAAGAUGGUCCGGGAACAUCUGAGCCCUCAGCAGGCCAACCCUGGAGCCACAGAGACCAGCACAGUGACCAGCGAGCUGGUGAUGCUGAGCCUGGACCUGGUGAAGACCCGCCUGUCCGUCAUGAGCAUGGAGAUGAGGAAGAACUUCAUCCAGGUCAUCCUCACCUCGCUCAUCGAGAAGUCGCCCGACGCCAAGAUCCUGCGCGCCGUGGUCAAGAUCGUGGAGGAGUGGGUGAAGAACAACUCCCCCAUGGCAGCCAAUCAGAUGCCUAACCUGAGAGAGAAGUCCAUCCUGUUGGUGAAGAUGAUGACCUACAUCGAGAAGCGUUUCCCUGACGACCUUGAGCUAAACGCCCAGUUCCUGGACCUCGUUAAUUACGUCUACAGGGACGAGAGCCUGUCGGGCAGCGACAUCACGUCCAAGCUGGAGCCCGCCUUCCUGUCUGGCCUGCGCUGUGCCCAGCCCCUCAUCAGGGCCAAGUUCUUCGAGGUGUUCGACACGUCCAUGAAGCGCCGCGUGUACGAGAGGCUGCUGUACAUGUGCUGCUCCCAGAACUGGGAGGCCAUGGGCAGCCACUUCUGGAUCAAGCAGUGUAUAGAGCUGCUGCUGGCUGUGUGUGAGCGGAACAGCAUCAUCGGCACCAGCUGCCAGGGCUCCAUGCUGCCGUCCAUCACGCACGUCAUCAACCUGGCCGACAGCCACGACCGCGCCGCCUUCGCCAUGGCGACGCACAUCAAGCAGGAGCCGCGCGAGCGCGAGAACAGCGAGACCAAGGAGGAGGAUGUGGAGAUAGACAUCGAGCUGGCGCCGGGAGACCAGACGGCACUGCCCAAGACCAAGGAGCAGGCGGAGAGAGACGCUGGGAACCAGCUGCACAUGCUCACCAACCGCCACGACAAGUUCCUGGACUCUCUCCGAGAGGUCAAGACGGGGGCUCUUCUGAACGCCCUGGUGCAGCUGUGUCACAUCUCCACCCCCCUGGCUGAGAGGACCUGGGUCCAGCUCUUCCCCCGCCUCUGGAAGAUCCUGUCCGACCGACAGCAACACGCCCUGUCGGGGGAGAUGAGCCCCUUCCUGUGCAGUGGGAGCCACCAGUCUCAGAGGGACUGCCAGCCCAGCGCCCUCAACUGCUUCGUGGAGUCCAUGUCCCAGUGCGUGCCCCCCAUCCCCAUCCGGCCGUGCGUGCUCAAGUACCUGGGCAAGACCCACAACCUGUGGCUGCGCUCCACCCUCAUGCUGGAGCAGCAGGCCUUCGAGAAGGGCCUCAGCCUGCACAGCAAGCCCAAGCAGAGCACCGACUUCUACGAGCAGGAGAGCAUCACGCCCCCCCAGCAGGAGAUCCUGGACUCCCUGGCGGAGCUGUACUCCCUCCUGCAGGAGGAGGACAUGUGGGCGGGGCUCUGGCAGAAGCGCUGCAAGUUCCCGGAGACCGCCACCGCCAUCGCGUACGAGCAGCACGGCUUCUUCGAGCAGGCCCAGGAGAGCUAUGAAAAGGCCAUGGAGAAGGCCCGGAAGGAGCAUGAGAGGAGCAACACCUCCCCGGCCAUCUUCCCUGAGUACCAGCUCUGGGAGGACCACUGGAUACGGUGCUCCAAGGAGCUGAACCAGUGGGAACCCCUGACGGAGUACGGCCAGUCCAAAGGCCACAGCAACCCCUACCUGGUGCUGGAGUGUGCCUGGAGGGUCUCCAACUGGGCAGCCAUGAAGGAGGCGCUGGUACAGGUGGAGCUGAGCUGUCCUAAGGAGAUGGCGUGGAAGGUGAACAUGCACCGGGGCUACCUGGCCAUCUGCCACCCGGAGGAGCAGCAGCUGAACUUCAUCGAGAGGCUGGUGGAGAUGGCCUCCAGCCUGGCCAUCCGGGAGUGGAGGAGGCUGCCCCACAUCGUCUCCCACGUACACACACCUCUGCUGCAGGCUGCCCAGCAGAUCAUUGAGCUCCAGGAGGCGGCCCAGAUCAAUGCAGGGCUGCAGCCGGCAAACCUGGGCCGCAACACCAGCCUCCACGACAUGAAGACGGUGGUGAAGACCUGGAGGAACCGCCUGCCCAUCGUGUCUGACGACCUGUCUCACUGGAGCUCCAUCUUCAUGUGGAGGCAGCACCACUACCAGGCCAUUGUGACAGCGUAUGAGAACAACACGCAGCACGACCCCAACACCAACAACGCCAUGUUGGGCGUCCACGCCUCCGCCUCCGCCAUCAUCCAGUACGGCAAGAUCGCCCGCAAGCAGGGCCUGGUGAACGUAGCCCUGGACAUCCUGAGUCGCAUCCACACCAUCCCCACCGUGCCCAUCGUCGACUGCUUCCAGAAGAUCCGGCAGCAGGUCAAGUGUUACCUGCAGCUGGCCGGAGUCAUGGGCAAGAACGAGUGCAUGCAGGGUCUGGAGGUGAUCGAGUCCACCAACCUCAAGUACUUCACCAAGGAGAUGACUGCAGAGUUCUACGCCCUGAAGGGCAUGUUCCUGGCCCAGAUCAACAAGUCUGAGGAGGCCAACAAGGCUUUCUCGGCAGCAGUGCAAAUGCACGACGUGCUUGUUAAGGCCUGGGCCAUGUGGGGGGACUACCUGGAGAACAUCUUUGUCAAGGACCGCCAGCUGCACCUGGGCGUGUCGGCCAUCACCUGCUACCUGCACGCCUGCCGGCACCAGAACGAGAGCAAGUCACGCAAGUACCUGGCCAAGGUCCUGUGGCUCCUGAGCUUCGACGACAAGAACACGCUGGCCGACGCCGUGGACAAGUACUGCAUCGGGGUGCCGCCCAUCCAGUGGUUGGCAUGGAUACCACAGCUGCUGACCUGCCUGGUGGGGUCGGAGGGCAAGCCCCUGCUCAACCUCAUCAGCCAGGUGGGCAGGGUGUACCCCCAGGCUGUCUACUUCCCCAUCAGGACCCUCUACCUCACGCUCAAGAUAGAGCAGAGGGAGCGCUACAAGAGCGACUCGGGCCAGCAGCAGCCCAGCUCGGUGGGCUCCCAGAGCCACUCUGCGUCGGACCCGGGCCCCAUCAGGGCCACGGCGCCCAUGUGGCGCUGCAGCCGCAUCAUGCACAUGCAGCGGGAGCUGCACCCCACCCUGCUGUCCUCCCUGGAGGGCAUCGUGGACCAGAUGGUCUGGUUCAGGGAGAACUGGCACGAAGAGGUGCUCCGCCAGCUCCAGCAGGGCCUGGCCAAGUGCUACUCGGUGGCCUUCGAGAAGUGCGGCGCGGUGACCGACGCCAAGAUCACGCCGAACACGCUGAACUUUGUGAAGAAGCUGGUGAGCACGUUCGGCGUGGGCCUGGAGAACGUGUCCAACGUGUCCACCAUGUUCUCCAGCGCCUCCGAGUCGCUGGCCCGCCGUGCCCAGGCCACCGCGCAGGACCCCGUCUUCCAGAAGAUGAAGGGCCAGUUCACCACAGACUUUGACUUCAGUGUCCCAGGCUCCAUGAAGCUCCACAACCUCAUCUCCAAGCUGAAGAAGUGGAUCAAGAUCCUUGAGGCCAAGACCAAGCAGCUGCCCAAGUUCUUCCUGAUCGAGGAGAAGUGUCAGCUUCCUCAGCAACUCUCAGCGCAGACCGCCGAGGUGGAGAUCCCAGGAGAGUUCCUCAUGCCCAAACCCACGCACUACUACAUCAAGAUCGCCAGGUUCAUGCCCCGGGUGGAGAUCGUCCAGAAGCACAACACUGCGGCCCGCCGCCUGUACAUCCGGGGCCACAACGGCAAGAUCUACCCCUACCUGGUGAUGAACGACGCCUGCCUGACCGAGUCCCGCAGGGAGGAGCGUGUCCUGCAGCUACUGCGCCUGCUCAACCCCUGUCUGGAGAAGAGGAAAGAGACCACCAAGAGGCACCUGUUCUUUCACCGAUCCCCCGGGCCGUCUCCUGAUCCCCUGGGCCGUCUCCUCUCCCUCCAGGACACGGGGAAGCUCAACGUCUCCUACUUCCGCUUCGACAUCAACGACGCCUCGGGCGACCUGGACGCCAACCGGCCCGUGCCCUUCCGGCUGACGCCCAACAUCUCCGAGUUCCUGACCCCCAUCGGUGUGUCGGGCCCGCUCACCGCCUCCAUGAUCGCCGUGGCGCGCUGCUUCGCGCAGCCCAACUUCAAGGUCGACGGCAUCCUGAAGGCAGUCCUUCGAGAUGAGAUCAUUGCCUGGCAUAAGAAGACCCAGGAAGACACGUCCAUGCCCCUCCCCGCUGGCCAACCAGAGAACAUGGACUCCCAGCAGCUUGUCUCAUUGGUCCAGAAGGCUGUCACCGCCAUCAUGACCCGCCUCCACAACCUUGCCCAGUUCGAGGGCGGGGAGAGUAAGGUGAACACGCUGGUGGCUGCAGCCAACAGUCUGGACAACCUCUGUCGCAUGGACCCGGCUUGGCACCCCUGGCUAUAGGAGAGGACUUCAGGCCAACAGUAUGGAAGAAUCCUGGGAAAGGGAUGAUACUUCCUGUCUUGUUGUUGUCAUGUCAACCAUGUGGAGACUGUGCUGUCAGCUGUUUUGGUGGGCAUAGCAGUCUGGAUGGACACGCAGGAACACUCUUUACUGCGGAAGGAACAGUUGAGGUUGUUAAAAUGGAAAAACGAUUUUGUGUCCACUUCUACUGAAGAUCCUGUUUAUUCGUUGAUUAGAAAUAUCCUUUUGCAUCAUUAUUUAAAACAAAACCAUUGAACUAAUGCUUAGAUCCCUUUUUUACAUAUCCCUGAAUAUUGAAGAAUAAUGUCCUCCUGUGAAUAACUGAUAAAGCUGUAUUGUUUGGUUUCCACUAGCUGUAGUAUGACUUGUUUAUUAGCUACUUUAAAAUACAUUUUAACUUGAGUUAGUUCAAGGGGCCAGAGGAGUCGGUGUAAGGGUAUACCUGUACUGUCCUGUCUCUACUGUACAGUAUUCCAUCCUGUACUGUACUCUACUGUACUGUGCUCUAUACAGUCCAGUAUUCCAUCCUGUACUGUACUGUACUGUGCUCUAUACAGUCCAGUAUUCCAUCCUGUACUCAGCACGACUGCUGCAGUGUGGCAGCAGAGACAGUGAGGCUGCCUGCCUCUGUUACUAGUGUUCCUGGUGAAGCUGGCCUGCCUCAAGCCAGGUUUUGUAUGCCGUCUCCCCCCUCUUUUGUAAAGGUACAGCUUUAUACCAACUAAAGGAUUGUUAUUCUGCCAUGUAAAUAUGCAUUUUGUUUUAUUAAAAUGCUCUUUUUUUUUAAA